AUGCUAUGGUUGUGGUUCGUGGGAAUGGAACAUGGUGAUUCGGGGUCAGAAGAUGAGGGACAUUUGCCGUUGUUUAACACAACGAAAACGGCGGGAGCGGAGGGCAUAGAGCUGCGAACCCUACAACCCACACAGAACAUCUACUCCCGCAAUCACUCCCACUACCGGGAGCAACACUCACCACCACCACCACCACAGCGACCACCGCCACAACCGCCACCACCGCCACAACCACACACACACUCCCUCACCGCCACCUCCAAAAACGCCGAAAUGCAGAAGCGGGGACCAGACGAGACGGAGCGCAGCUCCCACCAGCGGCCCGCGCUGCCCUCCCUCGAGCCGAUCCAGUGGAACAAGAACUAUCUCCUUGCCCUCGGCGCGACCACCGUGCCGUUCACGCCUCCCAUACUCCCUCUUUCCACCGACCUCCUCAGCACGCUCACCGCUACUCUCUCAACUCCCGCGCCCCCCACCCUCUCCGGCGUAGCCUACUACACCACCGCGCUUUCCACCGCCCCGAACAGCCACCAGCGGCACCAGCUAUGCAGCGCGCUGGUCGCGCAGCUGCUACUGUCGCAGACGUCGCACUACGCAGCGACGCCGCCGGCGCUAGAGCUGCGGUACAAGCACGCCAUUGCCCGCUGGUCGCCGCGCGGACAUGUCGGCACAGACCUGUGGCAUGUUGCGCCGCGACGGCGCACGAAAGAUUAUGCAGAGGAGGCGGCGAUGGCGAUAAGUAUCGCCCAGGAGUGCUUAAGGGAGGGGGAGAGGGUGUGGACUGGCUGGUUGGUUAGUGUUAGGGCGGCGUGGGGUGUGGUGAUCAUGGCGACGGUCGAGAGGGAGUUGUUGGUUGAGCUGAGGGAUGGCGAGGUGCUGCGGAGGGGGGAUAGGGUGACGAAGCGGGGGGGAAUCAGGUUGGAGGUUGCAAUGGAGUGUAGGAUGGGCGAUCCGGAGCAAAGGGUGUUGUUUGCGGGAAUGUUGGCGGGCGUGGUGAAGGACGUGGAAAGGUCCAUGAGGGGUAGGUGGGCAGUUGGGAGUUGGGAUCGCGAGGAGGAGGAUGAGGAGGAGGAGGAGGAGUAG
Messenger RNA from Tricharina praecox, 1083 nucleotides. RefSeq lists its product as uncharacterized. NCBI's taxonomy places the organism in Eukaryota, Fungi, Ascomycota, Pezizomycetes, Pezizales, Pyronemataceae. The coding region runs from base 1 to 1083 and encodes 360 amino acids. The record is from RefSeq and is a predicted model, not a curated record. The transcript has a single exon.